GACAUGCCUCACACAUCGAUGAAGUCAUGUACAACGUAGCCUACCUGUAAUUAUCAACGAGACGUCACAACCGCGGCGACGUUAGCAGUUGUCAUCCUGUCUCGUCCAUCAAGAACUGUCAGCCUUUCAUCAUCAUGGAAGAAAGAGAGAUCCAGAGAUAACUCCCAAUGGGUUUCAAGUCCCAAGCAAGUCAAUUACAAUCUUGGUCAACUGAAUGAAGAAUGACAACUUUGACUGACAGCUUUGUUGCAAAGGACUAUUGAGACCUAUUGUUACACACCGCUUCCCACAUUUGAACGUGAAUGUUUGAGGCCUGUUUUUCUUUUCGACAUCCCUCCUCACCAACCCUGCUGUCCAGCUCAGGCAGAGUGGAACCCUUUGUGUCCUCUGGCCUCGUGCCCUUCCAUCGGCGGCCUGCUCCGGUGGUGCGGUGGUGUACGAUGGCGCGGUGGGACGCUGUGGGCUGCCGCGGGAGACUGUGAUGUCCGAGCCCAACAGCCCGGGCGAGAGCCGGUGUGGCGCUCCCAGAUUCUUCGUGGGCUGCGAAGACGAUGAGAGCGAGGUCUUGGAGGAUAGCAUAAGAACAGACAUGGAACUAUAUGAGGAUGACGAAGACACAGACUCUCCACCUGAGCAACAGAUUGUUGUGGGAAUAUGCUGCAUGAUGAAGAAGUCAAAGUCCAAGCCAAUGACCCAGAUUCUGGAGAGGCUAUGCAGGUUUGAGUACAUCACCGUGGUCAUCUUUCCAGAGGACGUCAUUCUCAAUGAGCCUGUGGAAAACUGGCCCCUGUGUGAUUGCCUCAUCUCCUUCCACUCCAAAGGAUUUCCACUCGAUAAAGCAGUCAGCUAUGCCAAACUGAGAAAUCCUCUGCUCAUCAAUGACCUCAACAUGCAGUACUACAUACAGGACAGGAGAGAAGUAUAUCGCAUCCUGCAAGAGGAAGGGAUUGAUCUGCCACGCUAUGCUGUGUUGAACCGUGACCCAGAUAAACCAGAUGAGUGUAACUUGGUGGAAGGAGAGGACCAUGUGGAGGUGAAUGGAGAAAUCUUCCAGAAGCCGUUCGUUGAGAAGCCAGUGUGUGCUGAGGACCACAAUGUCUACAUCUACUACCCUACUUCUGCUGGUGGUGGCAGCCAACGUCUCUUCAGAAAGAUUGGGAGCAGAAGCAGUGUGUACUCACCAGAAAGCAACGUGAGGAAGACUGGAUCUUACAUCUAUGAAGAGUUCAUGCCAACAGAUGGCACAGAUGUGAAGGUCUAUACUGUGGGACCUGACUAUGCUCAUGCUGAAGCUCGAAAGUCUCCUGCUCUGGAUGGGAAGGUAGAGCGAGACAGCGAGGGCAAGGAGGUCCGUUACCCUGUCAUGCUGUCAGCUAUGGAGAAACUGGUUGCCCGGAAGGUGUGUUUAGCGUUCAAGCAAACUGUUUGUGGAUUUGACCUUCUUCGAGCCAAUGGGCACUCUUAUGUAUGUGAUGUCAACGGAUUCAGUUUUGUGAAGAACUCUAUGAAAUACUAUGACGACUGCGCUAAGAUCCUUGGGAAUAUUGUGAUGCGUGAGCUAGCACCUCAGUUUCAGAUUCCAUGGUCCAUCCCUACUGAAGCGGAGGACAUUCCCAUUGUUCCCACUACUUCAGGCACUAUGAUGGAAUUGCGCUGUGUGAUAGCUGUCAUCCGACAUGGAGACAGAACACCAAAGCAGAAGAUGAAGAUGGAAGUUCGCAACCCCAUGUUUUUUGACCUAUUUGAAAAAUAUGGAGGGUAUAAAACUGGGAAAUUAAAACUGAAGAAACCAAAACAACUGCAGGAGGUGCUGGACAUUACUCGACAGUUGUUAGCAGAACUGGGCCAGCACAAUGACUGUGAGAUAGAAGAGAAGAAGUCCAAACUUGAGCAGCUGAAAACUGUUCUAGAAAUGUAUGGACACUUCUCUGGGAUCAACAGAAAAGUGCAGCUGACCUACUUGCCCUACGGGCAGCCCAAAACCUCGAGUGAAGAAGAAGACACACGAAAGGAGGGUCCAUCUCUGCUGCUCGUGCUGAAGUGGGGAGGAGAGCUUACGCCUGCUGGAAGGGUGCAGGCUGAAGAGCUUGGAAGGGCCUUUCGCUGUAUGUACCCUGGAGGACAAGGAGACUAUGCUGGAUUUCCCGGCUGUGGGUUGCUACGGUUACAUAGCACCUACAGACAUGACCUGAAGAUAUACGCAUCUGAUGAAGGCAGAGUGCAGAUGACUGCUGCAGCUUUUGCAAAGGGGUUGCUGGCCUUGGAAGGUGAACUGACUCCCAUUCUAGUGCAGAUGGUGAAGAGUGCUAACAUGAAUGGGCUGCUGGAUAGUGACAGUGACUCGCUAAGUGGCUGUCAGCACAGAGUCAAAGCCAGACUCCAUGAGAUUCUGCAAAAGGACCGGGACUUCAUUGAAGAAGAUUAUGACAGACUGGCCCCAACGUGUAGUGCAUCAUUGGUGAAUUCGAUGAAAAUAGUCCAGAACCCAGUGGCCACAUGUGACCAGGUUUACACUCUCAUUCAGAGCCUCACUGCACAGAUCCGCAAAAGAAUGGAAGAUCCCAAGUCAGCUGACCUGCAACUUUAUCACAGUGAAACACUGGAGCUGAUGUUGCAGCGCUGGUCCAAACUUGAGAGAGACUUCCGCAUGAAGAACGGUCGCUAUGACAUCAGUAAAAUACCUGACAUUUAUGACUGUGUAAAAUAUGAUGUCAUUCAUAACGCUACUCUGGGUUUGGAGGACACACUGGAGUUGUUCAGACUUUCUCGUGCUUUGGCUGACAUCGUGAUCCCACAGGAAUAUGGCAUAAAUAAAGCUGAGAAGCUGGACAUUGCUUAUGCCUAUUGCCUUCCACUGGUUAGAAAGAUCCAGCUUGACCUUCAGAGGACUCACGAGGAUGAGUCUGUCAACAAGCUGCACCCUCUAUAUUCACGCGGAGUGAUGUCGCCUGGACGACAUGUGAGGACACGUCUAUAUUUCACCAGUGAAAGUCACGUCCACUCUCUGCUGAGUAUUUUCCGCUACGGUGGUUUACUUGAUGAAGAGAAAGACCAGCAGUGGAAUCGUGCCAUGGAUUAUCUUAGUGCUGUUUCUGAACUCAACUACAUGACUCAGAUUGUCAUUAUGCUUUAUGAGGACAACAAUAAGGAUCUCUCUUCAGAGGAACGCUUCCAUGUUGAGCUUCACUUUAGCCCAGGAGUAAAAGGUGUUGAGGAAGAAGAGAAUGCACCCACCGGCUUUGGCUUUAGACCAGCCUCUGCAGAGGUAGCACGACAGAAUGGACAAAAACAAACAGACCCAGGAAGCUUGGAGGACCUCUCACGCGAUGAGACGGACAGAGCUGUACCACUGUCUGAGCCAAUCACCAUACAGAGGAGAUCACCACUUAUACGUAAUCAUAAAACCGGAUCUAUGGAGGUGCUGUCAGAGACUUCAUCCUCCAAAGUUGGGAGCUAUCGCCUCUUCUCGUUUUGCUCUCGUCAGUCGCCUGACAUUAAACAAAGUGGGUUAGGCUCUCAAUGUGCCGGACUGUUCAGCACCACUGUCCUAGGUGGGUCCUCUAGUGCCCCUAACCUGCAGGACUACGCACGCGCACAUCGCAAAAAAUUCUCCACCAGCAGUCUAUCCUACAAAGACGAAUUGUUGUCUAUGCCGGCAGUAAAACGAUUUUCUGUGUCGUUUGCAAAGCAUCCGACUAAUGAGCCAUUGGAGGAGCACCAUGUGGCCCAGUUGUUGAGUCGGUUCUCCACAGAACUUAGUCUGGGCUGCCACCUCUCUCUCGACGUUGCACUCACCCACCAUCUCCACCAGUGCUCCUACCACCUCCGUCUCUUCCGAAACUGGCUUAUCUCUGGCCAGGACCCCAUAGAGUACCUUCAUGGCUUUGAAGGCUGCUCCAUGGUACCCUCCAUCUAUCCUCUGGAAACACUACACAACUCAUUGUCACUCAAACAGGUCAAUGAGUUCCUCACGAGUGUGUGUGAGAGUGCCGGAGAUCCACAUACAAGGACCUCCAGAGCGCUGUCAGCCAUGUUUGGUGCACACAACCAUCCAUCAGGGGAUGGUUCAUAUAUCCCCCACAGAGUCCUCUCCUCGUCCAUGUCUCUGAGGUCUCGGUCAGACAAACCUCCAUGGUACAGCAGCGGUCCAUCCAGUACCGUAUCCAGCGCUGGCCCAUCUUCCCCCACUACGGCGGACACCUCCCCACGUUUCAGUUUCAGUGAUAAAAUCUCUCUCACUCCGCAGAGUAGCGAGGAAACCCAUUCCUCUCAAAACCUCCCUUCCCAGCCGGCACCUCCACUGGCAUCGCAAGUUCUUGACCCAAAUUUCUCCGCUGUUUCAAACCCGUCUGAAGUACCACAGACUCCAAAUAACUCACCAGAGGAUGAUAGUGAGCAAUGCCACAUCGCUGAUCGCCAAUCAGAUGAUCCCGAACACACGCAGGAAGGCCAAGAGACUUGUUCAGCCUCGGACCUUUCCAGCGGUGGAGUUGGAGACGUUGGUUUGAGGCCCCCCUGCUCCCCACUAGCCGAGCUCUCUCUCGGUCGCAUGGAAGGCUUCUGUCUCCCAAGCUCGCUGCCUGUGCUGCUGGAGCUCAGAGAGAGCAGCAGCGAGGCGGGUUCCAGCUCCCAGACGCCCAUGUCUCCUGAAGGACACGACGAGUUCUUUGACACCCAGGAGUCGGUGGACUUGUGGAUGGACAGUACCGAGAGUCCUCCGGAGUCUGAGAUGCCUCUUGAGGUCACAGCAGACCUCCCAGCAGAACCAUGAUGCCACAAAGAUGAACAAGAAACUACCACGGGUAUGAAUUUAAUUGUUCAGCUCGUACGGCUGGGUACUGAGCAGAAUACCGGGUCCCUCCUCUGUCUCGUAAACUCAGUGGUGAUGUCAGUGCUGCUCAUUACCCAUAAAGACACGCUGACAUGAGCCCAAUCUUAACAAACUACUGGUCCAGUCCAUCAGAGGUAACCUGAUAUAUAAAUAUAAAUGUUUUAUAUAACAUCGUUGUGUGUGGACCGGUAGCUCAGUGCUCCACUCUGCUUUCCAGUAAAUCAGUCAUGUCAACUUGGUGGUUGGAAGGUAAGCACUGACAAUGCAGCUUUUCCUUCAUGCUUAGACAGUGGUACCGUGACUUGAGAGUGCACCAGCUUUGUCAAUCUGUUUUGUUUUUUUUUUUAGGUGCAAGCAAAAUUUGAGGUUUGGUCGUCCUGCGUCUCACAAUACUGUACAAUCAAAGAUACGAGUUAGGUUACAAGCUAAGUCGUGGAACGAAUUACAUUCAUUGGUCAGGGUACCACUUUCUCCCAAAGGGUAUCCAUAAAGACAGCUAAGAAGAAGUCUUACCUGUUACUGUUCAUGUUGCAUACCAGGUCAGAUGUGCUCGCACUUCCUAAAAACAAUCUGACGUUGACUCCUCAAUCAAAUGCCUGCCUGGCCUGACCUGACGCUGUUUUUUUUUUUCCGCUUGUCCAGAGCCGCCUAUAAAGUGGAGAUAUGUGUACAGCACUGCUAACUGCCAAAGUCUUUAAUGCCAUUCAAAUUUCCUGUUAGAAAAUAAAUAUUUAUUUUGACAAAGCAUUUUGGGGAGAUGGGUAUUUUCAAUCAUGGUCGUACUGUUCGUUAUGAGAGCACACCGGUGUUGGGGCAACUUUUCAAAACGACUACUAUACUCAAAGGCUACAUUUUACUUUUGAAGUCGCUUUUAUUGUGUUAAGCACUUAUGUAGCAGGCAUGUAGAGAACUGACUCCACAUGUGCUCGGGAGCUCUUCAGGUCGAUGAUGAAGCUCAUGUGCCACUUUUAUCUGUGAUCCUACGGUGCAAGAUGCCACGAGUGACUUGUUGCAACUGUCCAAUCAUCUUGUCGGUGUGCACUGGGAUAAUAAUGGCACCAUAGAGAAUGGAUGUGUGCUGUUUUUCGCUUCAGUGCAGAGGUUGCUUUUUUUUCCCUUCAUUAACACUGUUGAAAUCUAAGUGGUCAACAUUCUGCCUCCUCCCUGUAUGUGGAUUAAGACAGAAUGAUAAUAAAUGUCAAAAGUCUUUGUUCGGGAGAGUAAAUCAUCUUCAGUGUGAGUGAUCUGUUCUAAAAAUAAACUGGUUCCUUGAAGCAGA
This is a messenger RNA of Hippocampus comes (tiger tail seahorse), 6110 nucleotides long. RefSeq names its product diphosphoinositol pentakisphosphate kinase 1a (gene ppip5k1a). The coding region runs from base 482 to 4771 and encodes 1429 amino acids. NCBI's taxonomy places the organism in Eukaryota, Metazoa, Chordata, Actinopteri, Syngnathiformes, Syngnathidae. Gene Ontology annotation, cellular component: cytosol. The record is from RefSeq and is a predicted model, not a curated record. Gene Ontology annotation, biological process: inositol metabolic process; inositol phosphate biosynthetic process. Gene Ontology annotation, molecular function: inositol hexakisphosphate kinase activity; 5-diphosphoinositol pentakisphosphate 1-kinase activity. The transcript is spliced from 31 exons.